Molecule: messenger RNA, 3519 nt
Organism: Rhopilema esculentum
Lineage: Eukaryota; Metazoa; Cnidaria; Scyphozoa; Rhizostomeae; Rhizostomatidae
Biological process (GO): protein phosphorylation
Molecular function (GO): ATP binding; protein kinase activity
Source: RefSeq, a predicted model, not a curated record
UCUGAAUUUAGAUUGUUAUGACGUCUCGUGUUGGCUCUGCAAACUUGUCUCGUUUGAGAAUCAAUUCAACUCAAUCCAAGGGCUGAGUAGCAACAAAUACAGAACAGCCUGAAAAGGGAACUAACCAAAUGUGAUGGGAAAUAAAAUGGAUGCUUAUCCAAAAGUAGAAAAUCAAGUAUGUUUUUUGAUUUGAUCAAUAAAAAUGCCUCUUGAGAGUUACACUCUUGGGAAGCUCAUUGGCAAGGGAAGCUAUGGUCAAGUCUCUCUUGCCCGCCACAAAAGAGACAAGAAGCAAUAUGUCAUUAAGAAGAUAGAUUUACAUGAGGCCUCUGACAAGGAAAGGUUGUUUGCACAACAAGAGGUUCAAAUUCUGUCUAAGCUUAAACAUCCAAACAUUGUCUCAUAUAAAGAGUCUUUUCAAUCUGGAGAUGGUUUCUUACAUAUUGUAAUGGGUUACUGUGAAGGAGGAGAUCUUUAUUCAAAGUUGAAAGAACAAGCAAAACAAAAUGAACUUUUAGGUGAAAGACAAAUAGUUGAGUGGUUUGUGCAAAUUGCAAUGGCUUUGCAGUACAUGCAUGAUAGAAAUAUUCUUCAUCGUGACUUGAAGACACAAAAUAUCUUUCUUACCAAGAGCAAGAUCAUCAAGGUUGGUGAUUUGGGCAUUGCUAGAGUUCUUGAGAGCACAUCUGACAUGGCAACCACCCUGAUUGGCACACCAUACUACAUGUCACCUGAACUUUUCUCAAACAAACCAUACAAUCACAGGUCUGAUGUUUGGGCUCUUGGCUGCUGUGUUUAUGAAAUGACGACGCUAAAGCACGCCUUCAACGCCAGAGACAUGAAUGCAUUGGUUUAUAAAAUUCUCAAAGGAAAGACGCCUCCAAUGCCAAAACAGUACAGCGACGAACUCAAUGGUAUAAUUAAAUCGAUGUUAAUGAACGAUCCAGCUGACAGGCCAAGUGCAUCGAAAAUUUUGCGCCAUCCUUACGUCAAAAAGCACAUCGCAUUGUUUUUGGAGGGAAAGAAGCCAAGGAACAGUGACAAAGAGAAAAUCAAGAAAAAGGUCGAUUCGAAGGUGACGUCACAGCCAGAUGCUGCAGAAGAGAAUCCUGCAGCAAUUGCGACUGCAUCUGGAAUAGAUCUAGACAUUGUUAAUGAUGACCGAAAGAAUGACUAUGUAGUAAAAGGCAGUGAAAAUGAUGCAAAGUCCCAUGAACAAUUUGAGGAAGAAAGACCGGUUGAAAAAGAGAUUUCAGAGAAAAAACCAGAGAAAGUGCAGAAAGGACCGACAUUCCCUUCGCAUGAGCGGGAAGAAACAGCGCAGGAGCGUGUGAAAGCUGAGCCGCGUGGCGAGAAAGCACAGCCUAAAAAGAUACAGAGAGUAUUGUCAGCUGAUAACAAAGAUGAAGAUCAAAGGAAAAGACGAAGUCACAAAGGCAGAAAGCAGUCAGGGUCACAUUCAAACAGUCCCUUUGAAAAGCCAAUUCAAGUGAAAAACCCCCGUCCCUUGCCGCCAAGACCUGGGGCUGAAGGUGAUUGGGAAAAGCGUGGAAGGAGCUUAACUGACCCAGGAGACAAAGACAGCGAUCACCCAGAGCAAGUGAAACUUCCAAAGCCAUCAGUUGGUGUUCCAAAUGAAUCUGCAAGACAAAGACGAAGAAUGAAAAUGGCUGGGGAAGGUUAUCCACAUCCUCCUGUGGUCAGAAAAUCGUCAAGUCAGUCUCAUUCUGUCUCAGCUUCAAGAGACAGUGAGAAUGCCCAUGGUAGUCGAAAGAAAGUCUCUGGUAAGAAGGCCGCUGCAGUCGACGAGUCAGAUUCAGUCGAUGGGAUACCAGGAAACAACUCUUCUGAUGGUGAUGACAGCGGAAACGAAGCUGACGUUGAUCAGAGAAGAAAAGUUUCCAGGGAUAGUGCGAGCAUUGUCAGCGAGCAGAGUGGUGGAGAUAUCACAGAGCUGAUUGGAACCAUGCAAGCGACAUUGAACAUGGAUGUCAGACCACUGUCCGGUCGAUCGUCAACAUCAUCUCCAGAAGGAGUGUCUGAAUCUUCUUCAUUCGAAGCCGAAAAUGAACAUCCGUCGUUAUCACAUACUGUCUCUGGAAGACUUAACGAUAGAAUCGAACGCCUUAGAAGAGAGUGCAUUCGCGGUGUUGGCGAGGAAUUGUUGCGUAAAGCGUUUCAAAUUCUGGAGAAAGAGGAAGACGAUUUAGAGAGUGCGUUCAUUGCUUUAAUGGGGCUUGAAAAGUUUGAAUUAUAUGGAGAUGCAAUACAACAACUUAAAUUUUGUGAAGAGUUUGCCAAGCGAUCGAUCUGAUCGGGCCUCAAACCAGCGCAAAAUUUUGCCACGAAAGACCUGCAUCUUCAAAACCAAACAGUCAGAAUAUAUUUCAGUGAGACAGAUGCAUAGUAAUAAGUGGUUGGCCGGUAGCUGCAAAAAAGAUAUCGAAUUGGUAUUUUUAGAGUAAAGUGAACGCUUUUAUUUAAAAUGUAAGUAGAAUAAUCCAUGAAGCAUCUUAUAAGCAGUUCAGUAUCCUUACAGUAUUAACUUAUGACAGCUUUUCGCAUCUACUUAAAGUUAUGCUUUCCGCUUUGUGUCUUUGUGUCUUUACAAUAAUAUUUAUCACACUUCACGUGCUUUAACUAGCUUGUGUUGUAUGUCGUAGAAUGUCUGGCGUAGCCGUAUUCUGCGAAAAGAACUCCACUACGAACUAGUUUAAGUCUCUUGAUGCUCAAACAUUGUGAGUAACUCGAAAUCAAUAUCAGAUCUUUCUAAUGUAUGUUGUAUGUUUUACGAAAAUGAAAGACAGAUACUUUUUAGAACUACAGUUGUUAAGAACUGUUAGGGAUGCUGAGAGUAUUAAACUUUGCAAUUGAGAAUAAGCAUUUUGUCGGUCAAAUAUAACUGCUUAAGUAUGUUUUAAUUUUGCGACUAUUGGCGACUAAAUUGCCAAUUUGAAGCGUUACAUCCAUGAUACCAAUCACUGGGUAAAUCUACAUGCUUUCUUUAACUUUGUUGCCCUUUAUUACAAUAUAAAAACCCCGAAAAGUAUGAAACUUGCUGCAACUUUUAGAAUAUUUCCAUACAUACUUUUACGGUUCUGUGUCAUGUUUGAUUUUUUGUCAUUGUAAGCCUGAAAAAUGCUGGCAGAGAAAAUAUUCUUCCAAGAAAAAAAACUAACAACAUGAAAGCUUUACGUCUUCCUAUUCAAGGCUUACUGUUUUUCGGCCAUUUAUUUUGGUUCUAAUUGGCACAGCAAUUGUCAAUUUAUCAUUUGUAGGAAUUUGCAAGCUUUAGGUUUGGUAGAAGAAUCAAGACCGAAAGGAUAAGGAAAAUUUAAGUGUAUUUCAAUCAUAAGUCAAAUUGAAUUGUGUCAGUUAUUAAGUUCAGUUUAAUUUUUCGUUUAAUUUGUAAUUUAUAUGAACAAAAUGAAUAACGUAGAUAAGCAAUGAAUCCAAGUGUUUAUGGUAAAGAAGUUUUAAUGAUAAUUUCGUUUUCAAUUAGAAACUGUAUCCUCUUAA